Molecule: messenger RNA, 2183 nt
Organism: Phragmites australis (common reed)
Lineage: Eukaryota; Viridiplantae; Streptophyta; Magnoliopsida; Poales; Poaceae
Product: pentatricopeptide repeat-containing protein At3g04130, mitochondrial
Exons: 1
Coding region: 138-1649 (503 amino acids)
Molecular function (GO): protein binding
Source: RefSeq, a predicted model, not a curated record
CAAGCACAUCACCUCCCCAACACUUCCUCCUUCCUCCUCCUCCGCCGCCGCCGCCAGCCGGCAACACUCAUUUCAUGCCUCGCUCGCUCUCGCGCGAGCAGAAGCACUAGCGGCCGGAAACCAAGAAUCAUCUCCUGAUGCCUCUGCAUGGUCUCCAGCGCCGGUGCCGCGAUGCUGCGUGGACGCUUCGGCUGCUCCCCCUCUGCAGAUUGUCGUCGUCGUCGUCUUUUACGCGAUCGAAUCGAGACCUCAGCAGCAUCGCCCUCACGGCGGAGGAAGAGGCGUCGUCGGCGCGGAUCAAGAGCUCGCUCUUCAAGGCGCGCAAGGGGAGCGUCGAGGAUCUGGUCCGAUCCCUUGGGGCGGAGUGCUCUGAAAUCCGGCUCACGAGCAGCAUCGCCGACAGCCUACUGUGCAGGUUCGGGGACGACUGGAAAUCCGCGCUGGGCUUCUUCCAGUGGGCGCAGUCGAGGGGCGGCGGCUACGCGCACACCCCGUACGCCUGCAACCGAAUGGUCGACCUGCUCGGGAAGAUGAGGCAGAUCGACCGGAUGUGGGAUCUGCUGUCUGACAUGCAUUGCAGAGGGAUGGUCACGGUGGAGACGGUGGCCAAGAGCAUCAGGAGGCUUGCCGGUGCGAGGCGAUGGAAGGAUGCCAUCGUGCUGUUCGAUAAAUUGGAAGACAUGGGGCUGGAGAGGAACACGGAGACGAUGAAUGUACUGCUCGACGCGCUCUGCAAGGAGAAGAAAAUCGAAUUGGCGCGCGAGGUCUUUGCCGUGCUCAGCCCGCAUAUUGCAGCAGACGCUUACACUUUCAACAUUUUCGUCCACGGGUGGUGCAGCAUGCACAAGAUCGAUGAGGCGAUGUGGACGAUCGAGGAGAUGAAAAGCCGGGGGUUUCCGCCUACUGUCAUCACAUACACAGCUGUUCUUGAGGCUUACUGUAAGCAGCGCAACUUUAGGAGGGUCUAUGAAGUCCUUGAUUCGAUGUGUUCUCAGGGCUGCCAUCCAAAUGUGAUCACUUACACCAUGAUCAUGACCUCGUUAGCAAAAUGCGAAAGGUUUGAAGAAGCUUUGAGUGUUUCCCAUAGAAUGAAGUCCUCCGGUUGUAAUCCCGAUACUCUGUUCUACAACUCCUUGAUUAACCUUCUCGGUAAGGCGGGCCAUUUGUUUGAAGCUUCCCAAGUAUUUCGUGUGGAGAUGCCAAGGAAUGAUGUGCCCCGUAACCUGGUGACAUAUAACACCAUGAUAUCAAUUCUCUGCCAUUAUGGGCGAGACGAUGAUGCUCUCAGUGUGUUGAAGGAAAUGGAGGCGCAAUCUUGUAAACCUGAUCUUCAAACAUAUCAACCGCUUCUUAGAUUAUUUUUGAGUAGAAGAGGACGCGGUGAUGAUGUUCACCGUGUGUUGAGUGAGCUUAUUAAUAAGAGUGGUCUAGGUUUAGAUCUUGAUACAUACACUCUUUUGAUCCAUGGUCUUUGUAGGGUUGGUGAAAUUGACUGGGCUUAUCGACUGUAUGAUGAGAUGGUAGGUAGUGAAAUUAUGCCCAGGCAUAAAACAUGUGAGUUGCUUUUGAGCGAAGCACAAAGGAAAAACAUGGAAGCAUGUGUGGAAAGAGUCCGAAAUGACAUGAUUUGCUUUGGCCUUUCUCCUUAACUCAAGUGGGUUAUAUUCUCCCAUAUGAUUAGUUCGUUAGUGACAACAUCAUAGCGUUGUUUUGUGUGACUUUAGAACUUGAAACAAUGUUUCAAGAUAUUACUGCACAAUGUGCAACUUACCAUUGACUAGAAUUGAGGAAGCAUCUUCAGACCAUAACAAAAGAUUGCCUAUCUGGUGGGUUGUAGCAAGAAAUAAGAUGCAAUUUUAUCUUACGUUUUAUUAUCCUUUUGCAUUUAUCGGCAUAUUUACAGCUAGAAUUGAACAGCUCAUUUAUCAUCCUUGUAAAUUCACAAGGCAGCACAUGCUGUGAUUACAUUUUCAUGUAUGCUAUUUUGUGAAUAUUGGGGAGCAUUGGAUUCUAACAGGAGCACCAUUCAUUAUGUUGUAUUAUCAUAUUAUGCAAUAUGAUAUUAAUGUUUUACAUGUCAAUGUAAUCUUAAACUGCACAAAUGUAAAAGAGAGAAUUUUCUAUGUUAAACAUGUUCAUUUACUUAUCAUGUGUUGAAGAAAACAAUCUGGUUUGUGUUUGUA